Messenger RNA from Struthio camelus australis, 1608 nucleotides. NCBI's taxonomy places the organism in Eukaryota, Metazoa, Chordata, Aves, Struthioniformes, Struthionidae. The record is from RefSeq and is a predicted model, not a curated record.
CGUGCCUGGUGAUUAAUCUGUUCUCUGACCAUGUCCCAGAAGGAUCCCUGCCAGAAACAAGCCUGUGAAAUACAGAAAUGCUUGCAAGCGAACAACUACGUGGAGUCUAAGUGUGAAGCUGUGCUUCAGGAAAUGCGGAAGUGCUGUGCCCGGUACCCCAAGGGCAGGUCCGUAUGCUGUUCAGGGUUUGAGAAAGAAGAAAGAGAGAGAGAAACGUUUAAGGCUGCUUCAAAAGGAAUUCCCCCAUCACCUCAGUAACACACUGCAGCUCCAGCAGGUGCCAGAGCACGGACUCACCUGCAGAGCUCCUAUGUGUUUUUUUCAGUCCUUCUCUAGACUUUCAGGAAAGCCAGAUUGCUCCUAGAACACACCAUCCCGUGCACCAAAAAGUAAAAUGCAGUACCAACAGAUGGCCUGGUUAACAGACUUUAUUUGCUGUACCAAAACAUCAUCUACAUUGUCUUAGCAUUGCACCUGUGUCUGUGAAAAGUCAACUUGAUGUUUUUAGAAUGCUUACCCUCCUCUAAUCCGUCCUCAGUAUCAAAAUGCAGAGGUGGAACCAAGUUCAUUCUGGCUUCUGGAGUGGGAGGUACAGGAAAUAAGCUCAAAAGAGCGAGCUUAAAUGUGACACAUGAAACAAGACCAUCUUGACACAGCAAAGGUAAUGCUGCCAUCCUGCAGUAGUUUCAGAUAACAUUCACCUGUCCACUGGCUCAAGCUCAAGAAUGGGAAUCAGAUCUGGGGUUUGUUCCUAGUUCUGCCGUAGAUCCUGAGUGACUACAAGUCACUUUGCCUAAGUGCCUCACCUUCCCACUGGAUAGAGUUUUGAUUACUUUAUAUUGGGAUUGCCUACACGCUGCUAUUUGCAUGACAAUAAAGAUGUUACAGGAACAUUAUUUCAGGGAUUGCUACAGGAAUAGGAUUUUUAAAAGAGCAAUAUUCAUUUGGAACAUCUGACUGUUGAUAUAAAAAUGAAUUUAUAAAUUUGUUAUGUAUAACUGAACACCUUUAAGCAAUAUGUUAUGAACCCAGCAUAAUUCAAUGCUCUGGUACCCAGAGGCCUAUCACAAAGCCCUGGGCUAGAUCCAAGAACUGAUUUAGGUGCCCUCAAUGAACAAGGUACAGGCACCCACUUUCCACAGAGCACUCCAGACUCUCACUUGCAGGCAUGCUGUGUCUGGACCCCAGGGCGAGAUGGCUUUCCAGAUGCUCUCACCCGUGCAGCAGAAUUUCCUGUGACCUGUAGGCAGAGCUUGGUAGACAGGUUCCUGCAUCACCCUUCAGAGCUGCCUAAGUCUCUCCGUCCACUGUAGCAGGAGUCCAGGCACCUCAGUGGGUGCCAAGUCCAUAACAGGGCCCAGACACCUCAAUAUCAGACUUUGAACCCACUAGGCUCCUAACUCUGUCAUUAGAUCUAGCCGUAAGGACUUUUGUGCGGUGAUCAAGUACAAUUAAUUAUUAAAUACAGCUUCUAUAAACAGACCACUGUAGUCUAGGCACAAUAGAUGAGUGUACUGAAGCCUAGAAGAGCAAACCAUCUGUAUUCACUGCUCUGAAAUACCAUGAUACAAAUAAAUGACUGGAACAAAUUGCAGUCUCAGUUUGGUU